This is a messenger RNA of Zerene cesonia (dogface butterfly), 2246 nucleotides long. RefSeq names its product collagen alpha chain CG42342-like. Bases 142 to 2235 code for a protein of 697 amino acids. The record is from RefSeq and is a predicted model, not a curated record. The transcript is spliced from 23 exons. Lineage: Eukaryota; Metazoa; Arthropoda; Insecta; Lepidoptera; Pieridae.
GAGCCGACCGCCGAACGGGACGGGUGUAUCGCUGCGAGCCUCAAAUAGCAUCGAACUAAAACACGACACGAAUCGAAUCUCGCGCGAACCAUGAGCUCGUAGUCAGCGGCAGGAAGGGGUCAUCCUCAUGAGACCGAAGCCAUGAUAUUUAAAGCGGGAGGUAAGCCUCCGGGCAAGAAUCCUCCAAAGACAGAGAAGGUAGCCAAGGUGGAGGAGUGUGAACCAUGCCCGGGGGAUCCGUGGUUAUAUUGUGCAGUGUUGUGGUGUGCGUGUGCGAUGAGUCUGAUAUCCAGCGGGUACAGCCUGUACAAGCAGCAGGGCCUGCAAGACCGCCUGUCGCUGUUGGAGGAGCAGCACUUCGCGUUGAGGAGCGCGGUCCUGGAGCCGCAGCAGCCGCUGGUAGAGAGGUUGCGGCGGGAGGUGCUGGCGCGGCCGCCCAGCUACUGGCGACCGAGGAGGAGCAUCCGAGACUAUGGUGACUGCGUGUGCCCUCCAGGACCCCCGGGACCACCGGGGAAGAGGGGGAAGAAGGGCAAGAAAGGAGACACCGGCGAACCGGGACCUCCGGGGUUAUUGGGAGCGCCAGGAAAAAAUGGAUUCCCGGGAAGCAAGGGCGAGAAAGGCGAACGAGGCUUUAUGGGUCCAAUAGGACUAGACGGGCCGAAAGGAGAUCCCGGCCGACCGGGGGACAAGGGGCAGAAGGGCGACCACGGGAGCCCCGGCUUUGAUGUAUUCUCAGCUGUCAAGGGCGUCAAAAGAUCGGUGGACAACUAUAAGAUGAGUCCCUACACUACCGCCGAAAUCAUAGCUGUUAAGGGAGAACCUGGUGAGCCAGGUCCACCGGGCCCCCCGGGCCCUUCCGGGGCGGACGGCGUGGCCGGUGCUGAGGGGAGACCCGGGCCCGCCGGCUCAGUGGGCCCCGCCGGUCCCAUCGGCCCCGCCGGCCCGCCUGGCCCCAUUGGACCCGUCGGACCACCUGGACCUAUAGGACAUAAGGGAGACAAGGGCGACAAGGGCGAGCGAGGCUUCACCACGACGCUGAAGGGCGACGCGUUCCCCACCGGCAUCAUCGAAGGACCGCCCGGCCCGCCCGGCCCGCCCGGGUCGGAGGGCGCGCGCGGCGAGCGGGGAGCGACGGGCGCGCCCGGCCCGCCCGGCGAGCGCGGCGCACGCGGCAAGCGCGGCAAGCGGGUAACCGCAAUCACUCCCACACACACUCACACGCACACCCACACGCACACCCAAAACAGCUCACCAUACAUGGGAACUGCGGGAGCUGCCGGGCCGCGUGGUCCCCCGGGGCUGGACGGUCGCCCCGGAGACUCAGGGGUGCCUGGUCCGCCAGGGAAACCCGGUGAGAUGGGUCCAAAAGGCGAGAAAGGCGACUACGGAGAUAUGGGAUCCCCGGGCAUGUUGGGAGCUCCCGGGCUGCCCGGCCCGCCCGGCUACCCCGGCCUCAAGGGUGAGAAAGGCGACAAGGGAGACUCGAAGUACAGAAAGCUGAGACGAAGACAAAACUUGCAGGGAGAUGGCACUGGAUAUGAGCUGUAUGGACAUGAAAUAAUGAUGGGUCCCCCUGGAGCGCCGGGGCCCGCGGGACCGCCGGGAGUGGCGGGCCCGCCCGGGAUCAAAGGCGACAAAGGAGAUCCGGGCAUUAGGGGAAAAUCAGGGGAGCGAGGUGAAAAAGGAGAUCCUGGUCCAAUGGGUUUACCGGGGCCCGUGGGGCUACCCGGAGAGCCCGGAGAGCCCGGUGAACCCGGCCGGCCCGGCGACUCUGGACCUCGCGGUCCGCCUGGACUGGAUGGUAUGAAGGGUGCACAAGGAGAGCCAGGCAGCAAGGGCGAGCGUGGUGACCCGGGAUUGCCCGGAACGGAUGGAAUACCUGGGACGGAGGGUCCAAAGGGUGAAAAGGGUUACAAAGGAGAGCCAGGGCCGAGCGGCAAGCGCGGGCGCAAGGGCGACAAGGGCGACCGCGGCGAGCAGGGCGUGCCCGGCCUCGACGCGCCCUGUCCGCUGGGGCCCGACGGCCUUCCGCUGCCGGGCUGCGGCUGGAGACCUUCCAAGGAGACGGGGCGCGAGGAGCGGCCGGCGGGCUCGGACGAGGACGCGGAGGCGGAGGCGGAGGGCGACGCGGACGAGGGCGCCGAGUACGACACGCGCGACGACGAGCUGGAGCACGCGCGCGACUACGAGGAGUACACUGACAACGCGCACCUCGACCCGCGCCGCGACUGACCCCCCUCCCU